UAGUGGAGAGAUUUAAAGUUAGAAUAGUGGUGUUUGUGAUGAGAAUGAUCACCACUUUUGCUGCAGCUCAAGUGGGGAGUGAGUAAUAAAACAACAAAGUUUUCUCUCCCUUAAUUCCCCACAAGCAGAAGCUCAUUCAUGGUGGGAAUCUAGCCAGAAAAAGUGCAGAAGAGUAUGGAGUCAAAAACCAAUAAAAGGCAUCAUUAGCCUACCAAUAGGCCUACCUUUUGAUGCAUUGGGAAUCUUAUUCUUAAAGCAUGAGAUUCCCCCACCAUUACCAAAGGGUUGACCUCCUCCUCUUCUUCUUCUUCAGCAAAUUUAUCAAAGUGGAGCCUUGAUUUUCCAUUGAUCAUUCAUUGCGCUUUUCCUGAAUGCUUAGCCCCACCAAGCAAUGGUCAUUAAUAUAAUUAGAAAAGAAAAAGAAGAAGAGAAAGGAGAGAAAAAGGGAGACAGAGAGAAGAAUGAAGAGAGCAUCCAAUUAUAACCUUUUUGAAGUCUAUGUUAUCUUUACAUACGAAACCUCUCUUUCUAACGGCUAUAUAAAUUUCAUGCAUCUUCUGCCCUCCUCCCGGAUACUGAACAUAACAUGAAUGUGAAGAGUAAACUAAUCUCAGUUCUCAUCUCAGUAAAAAACCAGUUCUCUUCGAUGAGCAAAGACACCACCGCCACCGCCCGCCACAUCCUCUCUGACAUCGAAGCAGCCAUUGUUAAGAGCUCCGACGGCUCCGAACACCUCCCAGAUGACAGAUAUGUGAAUGAAAUCCUCUUCCUCAUCUCCAAUUCCCCUGGUUCAAUCACCUUCCUCGCAAGAAGGCUCUCUGAGAGGGUGGAGACCUCGCGAAAUCUCACGAGGGUGAUCAAGACCCUUGCGCUUCUCCAUCGUCUUCUUCGUGGCGGCGACCGCUUCUUUGAACAGGAUAUGAGGCUCUUGUGGUCAUCAGGAGACCUCAGGAUCAGUCUCCAGCUUCAUACUGCUCCUUUUGUUAUGAAUUACUCUUUGUUCCUGCAAGAAAGAAUAGAGUGGCUCAUAAACCCAGCAGGAAAGCUGGAGCCGGUUAGACCACAGGGACUUGAGAUCCAAGAUUGUGGGGAGGAUUAUAAAGCGGCUGAGCUUCUGCUCUACAACGCAUCGAAAUGUCAAGCGCUUCUGGAUCGAGUCAUGGCUUGUCUGCCCGACAGCAGAAAUUUGCAGCAGAGUCAAUUGACUAUUUUUGCUCUCAACAUCAUAGUGAGAGAGAGUUUUCGUGUCUAUGAAAGCUUUUGCGAAGGAUUUGAGAUGGUUUUAACUUCGUUUUUUGACCUUAAGAGACCUGCAAGGUUUUCAGCUCUUGGUAUUCUGAGAAAGGCAAUCUGGCAGACGCCUAAGCUACAAGAGUUUUAUGCUUCUUGCAAGAGAGUUAUUACAGGGAAGAAUAUGGAGUUUCCAUCAAUAAGAAUUAUAACAGAAGAAGACAUUUCUUCUAUGGUACAGUUUGCUUUAGCCGAAGAAGCUUCAUAUGAGGAGAAGAGGCUGAUGAAAAAGAUUAACGGGGAGAAAGAAAAUCAAGAAGGGCGGGCCAGUGAGGAAGAGUGGAGCAGUCCAUUCUCAGAAAAGCUGGAGACGAAGAUAAGUACAGUUUGGGUGGUGUUCACUGAGGGAGAAGAUGUUCCUCUCACUGAAGGUGAGAUGUUAUGACCCUGCUGGUAAAUCUUUUUGACUUUCCAAAAAUUUCCCCUUUUAUUUUUUCUUUUAUUGGCUUGAGCUUGUCAUGAAGUAAUAGAAGCAUUGAAAUGAUAAUUAUAUUCUUUCUAUUAAGACUUUGGGAAGUGUGUAUUAUUAGAAAGAAUGUAGGUUUUCUUAACACUUUAAGAUUUGAUGUGCUAUGGUCCACCUCUUGCGUGAGUGAAGAAAAUGACAUUUGCAUAAUGUGACAUCCAAAUGUACGUAUAUCCACAGUAUAGUAAAAAUAAUUAUUCUAAUGGA
Dendrobium catenatum is the source of this 1963-nucleotide messenger RNA. RefSeq names its product putative clathrin assembly protein At1g33340. The record is from RefSeq and is a predicted model, not a curated record. NCBI's taxonomy places the organism in Eukaryota, Viridiplantae, Streptophyta, Magnoliopsida, Asparagales, Orchidaceae. The coding region runs from base 587 to 1675 and encodes 362 amino acids. Gene Ontology annotation, biological process: vesicle budding from membrane; clathrin-dependent endocytosis; clathrin coat assembly. Gene Ontology annotation, molecular function: phosphatidylinositol-4,5-bisphosphate binding; clathrin heavy chain binding; SNARE binding. Gene Ontology annotation, cellular component: clathrin-coated vesicle; clathrin-coated pit. The transcript has 2 exons.